AUGAUCCGAACACCCAGGUCGGUGACUUUUAAAAAGACCUACAAUGACAACAACUCAUCGCCCACUGAACUGCCCAGUGAUAGUUCCCCAAUAGAUUCCCCCGUUGAAAUACCGCCGGAAGAAAGAUGUACUACCCCCAACACGAGGUAUAUAGAAAACAAUAGACAUAGAUAUAUACAAUACCUUCCAAGAACACCCUACCUUAAGGAGGAUCAACGAAUGAAGAUCCUGACGGAUGACGACAGGGAUGAACUCUGCAGUCGCAUCCGAAACCUCCUACACCUCAUCAGCGAAGAGGUGGAACAAGCUUUAAGGCUUAAGAGGACUACCAAAGAUUCCAUCAAGGAAAAAAUACAAGAGGUGGAUGGCCUGGCGUGUGAUCUGGCGAUAUACCAGGAGACAAAAAAUCUCACGCCGGGUCAGCGCCCUUGUGCGCGCACGCAAACCUCCCCAAUCCUUCAAGAGGAGACAAGAAAAAUGGAGGACUUCUUGAAGCCGCUGAUGGAGAGACUCGAGGAGAACUCCAGGGAAAUAAGAGAAAUGAAAAACCUGAUGGACCACCGGAGUCAAGAAAACAUACCCGUAAAAAAUCCGCAUACAUAUGCACAGAUCGCAGCCUCUUCUCAGGAAAAGCCCAUCACCCUCCAUUCCGUUAUUGUCGACGACAAGACAGGAAUGGAAACGGGUGAUGUGGUUAUGGAGCGGAUAAGGGAAGUGGCAGGAGAGGGCGGAGAUUGGGUGAAGAUAGAAAGGAUUUUGGAGAAGAUGCUGGUGGCGAGGAUUCGCUGGCACGUCCUCCCCGGCAUGAGCCGCCGUCAGUACGGCUUCAUGCCGCAGCGCUGUACCGAGGACUCCCUCUAUGUCCUGGUGGAUCACAUCAGGCAGAGGAUUAAAGAUAAAAAACUCGUCCUGAUGGUAUCCUUGGAUAUAGAGGGAGCCUUCGAUAACGCGUGGUGGCCGGCCAUUAAGUGCAGACUGGCGGAGACGCAGUGCCCUCCUAAUCUACGCCGAAUGGUUGAUAGUUAUUUGGGGAAUAGGAGGGUUCGCGUUAGAUAUGCCGGAGCGGAGAGUGUCAGCGAAACCUCGAAGGGAUGUGUCCAAGGGUCAAUAGGGGGCCCGACCUUCUGGAAUUUGCUUCUGGACCCGCUGCUCGUGGGGCUGGAUGGCCGGGGCGACUACUGUCAAGCGUUCGCUGACGACGUGGUCCUCGUAUUCUCCGGGGACACGGCCCAGGAAGUCCAGGGACGUGCCAAUGGAGCCCUCGAAUAUGUUCGGAGGUGGGGAGUCGAAAAUAAGUUGAGGUUUGCACCAUUGAAAACAAAGGCAAUGGUGCUGACCAAUAAACUUAAAUACGACACCCCAAUUCUGAGCAUGGGCGGGGUAUCCAUUGAAAUGUCCCAGGAAAUCAAAAUCCUUGGCCUCACCUUGGACAGCAAGCUCACGUUUAACGCCCAUGUGGCGAACAUAUGCCGAAAGGCGUUAAACUUAUAUAAGCAGCUGUCCAGGGCGGCCAGGAUUGGCUGGGGCUUGAACUCGGAGGUGGUAAGGACCAUAUACGUGGCGGUGGUCGAGCCGGUCAUUAUGUACGCAUCUAGCGUGUGGGCAGCGGCCACGCACAAGCUGGGGGUGCAGAAGCAACUAAACGUGGUGCAGCGAGGCUUCGCACAGAAGAUCGUCAGAGCGUAUCGCACCGUCUCUCUGAACGCGGCGCUGCUACUCGCCGGACUGCUUCCCCUGGACAUGAGGAUCAGGGAGGCAGCCCUUCUUUACGAAGUGAAGAAGGGUAUAUCUCGGCGAGUGGUAGGAGACCGGGAGAUAGAGAGGCCCGUCGAUUUUCUGGAAGCGCCUCACCCGGCCGGAAGAUUGGGACUCAAAUUUUCGUGCCUGGAAGACCGUGCGCAGGUUGACGAGCAGCAGCACGCGCAGCUCCACAUCUACACGGAUGGGAGCAAGCACGAUGGGAAAGUCGGCGCGGCGCUGACCGUAUGGGAAGGCGCUGCGGAGACCAGUACCAAGAAACUGAAGCUCGACAACAUGUGCACGGUGUAUCAGGCCGAACUGUUGGCCCUUUCUGUGGCGACCGAGCGGGCCCUUCGGAGCUCAGCGCUUAGCUGCAAUAUAUAUUGUGACUCCAGGUCGGCUCUCGAAACUGUCUCUGACAGCAGUUCCCUGCACAACCUGGCGUUAACUGCGAGAGCCAACAUAAAAGAGGUCAUGAUGUUGGGCAAAAUAAUAAACUUAUUUUGGAUUAAGGCUCACGCCGGGCUGGAGGGGAACGAAAGGGCUGACGACCUGGCCAAGAGCGCUGCGCUCGGCAGGGUUCGACCCCACUACGACAGAUGUCCGGUCUCGUUCGUCAAGCGGCAGAUCCGGAUGGAUACGAUUGACGAAUGGAACCGACGCUACGUGGAGGGGGAUACGGCAUCCACCACAAAGCUAUUCUUUCCCGACGCAGGAGAGGCGUAUCAAAUAUUAAGGAAGAUUGCGUUGACCCCCGUGCUUGUGCAGGUGUUCACGGGACACGGCGGGUUCUCGCAAUAUUUGAACAGGUUCAAAUGCAAGGAGAGCCCUACCUGUGCCUGUGACCCUGCAAACGAGGAGAGUAUCGACCAUGUCCUUACCGAAUGCGCUGUAUAUGAUAAAGACAGGAAUGACCUGGAGAUUGAAAUAGGAGAAAAAUCUGCUUCGAGCCGUCGUGGAGUGCAGACGUGCUCCGACGCGCUCCGCAAAUAA
Molecule: messenger RNA, 2733 nt
Organism: Amyelois transitella
Lineage: Eukaryota; Metazoa; Arthropoda; Insecta; Lepidoptera; Pyralidae
Exons: 3
Coding region: 1-2733 (910 amino acids)
Molecular function (GO): RNA-DNA hybrid ribonuclease activity; nucleic acid binding
Source: RefSeq, a predicted model, not a curated record